This is a messenger RNA of Rhodotorula graminis WP1, 3570 nucleotides long. RefSeq lists its product as uncharacterized. Lineage: Eukaryota; Fungi; Basidiomycota; Microbotryomycetes; Sporidiobolales; Sporidiobolaceae. Gene Ontology annotation, molecular function: RNA binding. Bases 1 to 3501 code for a protein of 1166 amino acids. The record is from RefSeq and is a predicted model, not a curated record. The transcript is spliced from 9 exons.
AUGCCUGCACCCAAGCGCUACUUCGACCAGGACAGCGGGCCGCGCGACAGCGGUCCGCACAAGCGCAGCCGCGGCGACGACUUCGAGCAGCGCGGCGGCCGAGGACGCGGCGGAGCACGAGGCGGCGGCGGCGGUCGCGGCGGCGGGCGCGGCGGUGGUGGACGCGGUCGCGGUGGCGCAAGGGGCGGACGCGGCGGCUUCAGCGACGACAGGCCCAAGAAGGAGGCGUUCAAGCCCAAGGAGGGCUGGAUCUCGGCCGGCCUCAAGGCUCACGCCGACGCCGCCGCCGAGUCGAGCAAGCCCAAGGACGCCAAGGGCGCCGACGCCGACCCGCUCGCCCACCAGACCACCCUGUACCUCACCAACCUCCCUCCCACCCUCACUUCGCCCCAGCUCCAACUCAUCUUCUCGUCGUACGCCCCCGUCCGCGCCGCCUUUGUCGUCUCGACCGGCGGCGGCAACGGCCCCAAAGCCGACGACCCGUCGUUCGGCGGCUCGUCCGCCAACACGAUCUCGCUCAAGGCCGGCCGCGACCGCACGGGCAAGGUCGCCUCGCGCGGUUUCGGCUACGUGCGCUUCGUCCUGCGCGCCGACGCCGAGCAGUGCCUCGCCGAGUGGGGCACCAAGGAGGGCAUCCCGCGCUCGGCCGUGCGUGAGCUCGAGCUCCAGGACGGCCUCGAGGGCCUCGAGUGGGACAAGGUGACGGGCGCCGGCGGCAUCCACAUGAGCUGGGCCAAGAAGAAGCUCCGCGACGGCGAGAAGCCCGAGGGCGCGGCGGCUGACUGGAAGGAGAAGAAGGACAAGAAGGACAAGAAGGACAAGGUCGUCAAGGCGGCCGCGCCGGUCGAGGGCGGCGACGAGGACGAGGCGCAGGCCGAGGAGAAUUGGCGCCCGGGCGUGUGGGACCACAACGCGGUGCGCACCGUCAUCGUCCAGGGCCUGCCGCUCCCGGGCGAGGAGGGCUCGACCGAGGUCGACGCCGACGACGACAAGAAGGACGCCGACGAGGGCGACGAGUCCAAGAUGGACGUCGACGCCGGCGCAGACGGCGAGGGCGAGGGCGACGCAGCGGGCGCCGUCAAGAAGGGCAAGCUCAUCGACUGGAAAAAGGCGAUCCGGCAACGCGCCAAGAAGGUGGGCGACCCCGAGGACGUCAAGUUCCCUGUCCGGCUCGCGUCGGGCGAGCAAGUCGCACUCGUCGUCAUGUACACGCCGCGCGAGGCGCACGCCCUCAUGACCAAGAUGAACAACCACGUGUUCCGCGGCGUCAUGGUGUCGGCCGCCAUCAAGAGCUCCUGGGACCUGUGCCAGCGCCAAGGUCGGGCCAAGGGCGGUGGGCGCCUUCUCAUCCGCAACCUCGGCUUCGACGUCAAGGUCGCCGACCUGCGCGCCGCGUUCGCGCGCUUCGGCCCGCUCCACUCGAUCACGCUCCCGGUCGACCCGGCCACGUCCAAGGGCCGCGGCUUCGCGUUCGUCUACUUUGUCUCGCGCGGUCACGCCGAGAAGGCGCUCGCGGCCGUCAACGGCACGCGCGUGUACGCCGGCAUGGCGGCCGAGCGCGUCGCGACCGAGGGCGGCAAGGAGGGCAAGAAGAAGGAGGUGCGCGAAAAGAAGAAGGCCGAGAAGACGGCGAGCGGCGGCGGCGGCGGCGACAAGGGUCGCGUCGUCGCGGUCGACUGGGCCUUGAGCCAGGAGGAGUGGAAGAAGGCGCAGGAGGGCGAGAAGGAGGGCGCGGAGGCGUCGGGCAGCGAGGCGGACGAGGAGAGCGGCAGCGGGUCCGACUCGGGCUCGAGCGACGACGAGGAGGACGAGGACAGCGACAUGUCGCCCGUCCCGGAGGACCUCGACGCCGACUCGGACAUGUCGCCCGAGCCCGUCGGCGCCGCAGAGCGUCGUCGCGCCGAGCACAAAGACGACGGCCUGAGCGACGAGGGCGAGGAGGACAAGCCGCAGCAGCAGAAGGGCACGACGCUGUUCGUCCGCAACAUGUCGUUCGAGGCGACCGAGGCCGAGUUGUACGACCUGUUCAAGGCGUUCGGCCCCGUGCGGUACGCCCGCAUCGUCUACGACCCGACGACCAAGCGUUCGCGCGGUACCGCCUUUGUCUGCUUCUGGAACGACGAGAGCGCGCAGGCCGUCCUCAACGAGUCGCAGGCGCUCAACGAGGGCAACUUUGGCGAGACGUCGACCAAGAAGACCUCGCUCCUGAUGGCCGACCCGUCCUCGUCGACCGCGUCGCGCCUGACGCUCCACGGCCGUGUCCUCGCCGCCGUCCCUGCCGUCUCGAAGAACGACGCCGACAAGCUGCGCGAGGACCGCGACAAGAAGGGCGCCGCCAAGAUGGACCGCCGCAACUUGUACCUCAUGCGCGAGGGUGUCAUCUUCCCGACCUGGGCCAUCGCCAAGACGCUGUCGGCCGCCGACAUGGACGCGCGCCAGUCGUCGUUCGACGCGCGCAAGUCGCUCCUGCGCUCGAACCCGUCGCUGUACAUCUCGCGCACCCGUCUCUCGAUCCGCCAGAUCCCGCUGUACGUCACCGACGGCAUGCUCAAGCGCCUCGCCAACUUUGCGAUCCGCGAGUUUGACCGCGACGUCAAGAGCGGGCACCAGAAGCCGCUCACGGCCGACGAGCUCGUCACGUUCGUGCCCGACGCGAGCGGCGCCAAAGAGUCGGCGCACGACAAGGUCGAGCGCAAGAAGGGCGUCCCGCUCGGCAAGGUGCGCCAGAGCAAGAUCCUGCGCCAGAACGACCGCGUCGACCCGGUGACCGGGCUCGGGCGGUCCAAGGGCUACGGCUUCCUCGAGCUCGGGUCGCACGCCGACGCGCUGCGGUUCCUGCGGUGGGCCAACGCCAACAAGGAGGUGAACCGCCUGUUCCGCACGUGGUGGCGCGAGGAGCUCGACAAGAUGCUCGAGCAGGUCGAGAAGGGCGAGGGCAAGCUCGGCAAGGGCGUCAAGGUGUCGGAGAAGGACGACCGCCUCAAGCGCCUGCGCGAGAAGCGCAAGGAGCUCGAGGAGGAGGAGCGCGUCGCCGAGGACAAGGCGUCCAAGCGCGAGGCGGCCGGGCGCGCCCUCACCGGCGAGGGCGGCCGCAGCUCCAAGUGCCUCAUCAUCGAGUUCUCGAUCGAGAACGCCGUCACGACCAAGCGUCGCGCCGAGAAGGUCGAGCGUGCGCGCGAGAAGGCUCGCCGGGUCAAGGAGAACGGCGAGGAGGAGAGCGGCGACGAGGCGGGCUCGGGCGACGACGACGGCGACGACGCGUCGCCUCGGAAGAAGAAGGGCGGCAAGCCGGCCGCCGCGGGCAAGAAGGGCGCUCACGGCAGGAAGCGCCGCGCCGGCCACGACGGCGACGAUGACGAUGCCGAGGGCGCGUCGCCGAGCAAGAAGCGGUCCAAGAAGGCGCCGAGCGAGAAGGCGGUCGACCCGGACGCGCCGGUCAAGGAGGGCGCGCGGAUAGGGAGCAUGAUCGGCCGCAAGCGCAAGAUGAAGGGCAAGCGGUAGAGCCGGUCACGCCUCUCUCUCUCUCUCUCUCUGUUGUAGCGCCGUCCAUGUCACCCUCUCUCUCUCACU